Molecule: messenger RNA, 2491 nt
Organism: Talaromyces stipitatus ATCC 10500
Lineage: Eukaryota; Fungi; Ascomycota; Eurotiomycetes; Eurotiales; Trichocomaceae
Product: sterol o-acyltransferase (APE2), putative
Exons: 5
Coding region: 188-1792 (534 amino acids)
Biological process (GO): ergosterol metabolic process
Cellular component (GO): endoplasmic reticulum membrane
Molecular function (GO): ergosterol O-acyltransferase activity
Source: RefSeq, a predicted model, not a curated record
AUACGUAUAACUACCGAUUUUUCCGGGACUGUCGCAUGCCAUCUCACCUGUUUGAUUCCUUGACUGUCCGUGGCUUCAUUUAUAUAAGAACAAGACUCUGUCGGUUUCAUUGAAGGACGGAUCGCUUGUGGUCUUGUCCUUCUAAAAGGUACACCUUGUUCAUAUUGAGCGACCUACCCCUCCAAUUAUGUCGACUGCCACUUCCAAUGGCUCCAUGACCUCUCAGGUCUUGAGAGCGCGAGCUAUAAAAUCUCUGCAGGCUGCAGAUGAGCGGCUUGGGACUUCCAAUUCGAUCCCGGACAAGGAAAAUGCCGAUUCGAGCGGCGCAUCAACACCAGUUCCAGAAGAUGCUCCACCCUCCGUGAAGUCCAUAUCGACCGCGCGCAAACAAGUUCGAGCAAGACGGCGUCUAUUUCACACCAUCGACUAUAUUCCGCGGGUAUCUCAUUUCGAUCCGCAAAGUGACUACCAUAAUUUUCGCGGGUUUUUCACAUUGUUCUGGAUCGGAUUGUUUAUAAUGGUGGUUACUACAGUACUGCGCAAUAUUAAAGAUACUGGACAUCCAUUGCGAGUGAAAAUGUGGAGUUUAUUGACGGCCAAUGUAUGGCAGUUGGCUAUUAGCGAUCUUGCGAUGGUAGUCAGUUCGGGCCUGGCAUUACCUAUACAGAAAUUGACUCGAAAGGGUGGAAAUAUACUCCGUUGGUACCGAGCAGGAAUUUUGAUUCAGAGUCUAUAUCAAAUUGCGUGGCUCACUUUAUGGAUCAAAUGGCCGUUCAUGUUACAUUGGACCUGGACUGCCCAGGUCUUCUUUACUCUCCAUACUCUGACGAUUCUGAUGAAAGUCCACUCGUAUGCCUUCUACAAUGGCCAUCUGAGUGAGACUGAACGACGCCUGUCGGAACUCGACAAACCGGGUCAGGGGUCAAUGGCGGCCGCAGUGCGAUACCCAAGCUCCCCAGCUCGAGCUGAGACCAUGAACGGUAGUUUUGAAAUAAAAGGAGAAGAGCCACUGUCCAGAUUACGCGACGAUCUAGCGACAGAAUUGACUUCUCCCCUCGGUCAAGUGACCUAUCCUCAGAAUCUUACGCUCGGCAACUUUGUAGAUUUCUUAUUCUGUCCCACACUUUGUUACGAAAUCGAAUAUCCCCGUACACCAAGCAUACGUUGGACAGAAGUCUUCUUCAAAGCACUGGCUGUAUUCGGCUGCAUUUUUCUCUUAACACUUACAAGCGAAGAAUUCAUCGUCCCCGUCCUACACGAAGCGAGCAUCAGUCUAUCCAGCGUGAAUACCUGGUCCGAUCAAGCACUCAUCCUAGCCGAAACGACCAGCAUGCUACUCUUCCCCUUCAUGAUUACAUUCCUGCUAGUAUUCCUCGUCAUCUUUGAAUACCUUCUCGGCGCAUUCGCAGAAAUAACUCGUUUCGCCGACCGACGCUUCUACUCCGACUGGUGGAAUUCAUGUGACUGGCUCGAAUUCUCUCGCGAAUGGAAUAUUCCCGUCCAUCACUUCCUGCGUCGACAUGUCUAUUUCUCGUCAAAGGCAUAUUUCUCCGCUCCGGUCGCAAUGUUCAUUACAUUCCUUGUUAGUGCGCUUGCGCAUGAGCUUGUUAUGAGUUGUAUCACGAAGAAGUUGAGAGGGUAUGGAUUUUUGCUGAUGAUGUUGCAAUUACCCAUUAUUGCUAUCCAAAGGACGCCGUUGAUUCGGCAGGCGAAGACUUGGAAUAAUAUCGUCUUUUGGUUCUCCAUGAUCCUUGGCCUGUCAAUGAUGUGCGCCCUAUACGUUCUAGUCUAGAUUCUGUCAAUGGACUGGAGCCAUCCAUAUAGAUAUUCCUAUCACCGUCCCUUUCUUACCAUCUUCACAGCGAAUUUGUCGAAUAAGCCUCAUUAGUGCCUGGUUUGCACAGUUGAAGUCUCCGGAGACUACCUAUUUUGUGGUUAUCAUCAGUCACAUUGCAGUGACUCUUGUAUUUAUAUUGUAGAUUCACUAUACCCCAGUGUACAAUUAUGUGUCUAUCAUUAGAUUGAAUGUUAUUCUUGAGUGCCUAUGCAGAAUGUACCUAGAUAGGUAUAACAAUGUUGAUUGAAGCAAACAACACUUACUCCAGCUCCUAUAUAACUCCCAUGCAUGCGGGGAAAGGUAAAUUCAUCUCUAGACGUCCUGCGCCUCGAGCUCCUGUAAUAUAUAAAUAAAGACCACGACCCCCAAACUCUGAGAUGCGUAACGACGGAACAAAAACAAGCCUAGAUAUGUUCAAUCGGUUCCUCAGGAAGCAGCUCUUCAUGCUCAAACUCUCUCCGCGCGGGCAAACACGCCUUAAGAGGCGCUCGAAUAAUAUCAUUAAACAAGAAAGUACCGUAAACCAGAAGCGCAAACCCCAGGACUUGGAGCCACUUGAAGGACUCCCAGCCUAGUCCCAGCGAAACGAGCCAGAUGAAUAGUGUCCGGGAUGUGUCGAUUGUGCUACGAGAGGUUGCGGAGACGGUUCGAGUG